UUGCUUCUAAAAUGCAUAUGCUACGUAGAUCUCCUAGAGACGAUAUUGAGCAAAAUGGAUUCAGCUGACCUAAUCAAUUCAACGGAACAAGAGUGGAUGAUUCCUCUUACACUUGCGGCUUAUAUAAGUAACUUCGUGGCGGUACGCGUAUUGUUACACAAAUUUACUGGAUUGGCAUACAAAGGUGACGAAAAUCAGUUCCUUCCCAUACAUGUGGCGUCCAAAAAAGGCCAUUGCAGGAUUGUUGAAGAGUUUCUCAAUCAUUGCCCCGACUUGAGGGAGUCAUGUGACGGUGAAGGCCGGAAUAUUCUUCAUGUUGCGGCCGCGCAUGGAAGAGUUAAUGUUGUCCAAUAUAUUGUUGGAAAGCGCAAUCUUCAAGUGCUUAGCAAGCAAAGAGAUCAAAGUGGAAAUACCCCUCUACACAUAGCCGUCCAAAACUGGCAUCCUAAGAUUGUCAAAAUUCUUUCCCCCUUCCAUGCGCAUGAGAGAGCCAAUUUAAAUAGUUUGAACAAUGCAGGUAUGACGGCAUUGGACCUUGCAGAGAAGACCGAGGUAGAUAAAGAGAUGUUGUUUCGGAGAAAACUGACACUUAUGACCUUGACCUUGGCUAAUUCUCCACGAUCUGAAGAGCGAACAGCCACCAAAGCAAAUCUAGUGAUAGAGGAUUCUGUUCUGAAGUCCUUGCACAAUCUGAUAGCCUAA
Malus domestica (apple) is the source of this 702-nucleotide messenger RNA. RefSeq names its product protein ACCELERATED CELL DEATH 6-like. Gene Ontology annotation, molecular function: protein binding. The record is from RefSeq and is a predicted model, not a curated record. Lineage: Eukaryota; Viridiplantae; Streptophyta; Magnoliopsida; Rosales; Rosaceae.